AUGUCCGGUCUCCCGUCAGGCUGGGAAUCCGACUACAACGGGAGCCGCUGGUUCUAUCGCUACAAACCCACGGGCCAGAUCCAGUUCCACUUUCCACAAGAUGGCGACGAGUUUCCCGACUUUGUCGACGCCAACGCGCCCGCACCCGACCUGGCACCGGAGGAGAAGCUAGAGAGCCAGCAGCAGGUCAAACGGAAGACGGAGCCCUCCGAGAAUAACGAAAAGGGACCCGCAAAGUCGUUGACGCGCGCGACGGCUGGACCAUCGGGCGGAGGCUUAGGCUCUGGGACCAAGCCCUCUCGGACUGCUGCAGGGAAGCAACAACUGAGCCCUACCGAUGAUGAUGACAACGGCGGCGAGUUCUACUACCAACCCGAGAGCUUCAUGUUCCUUGGGCCUGGCGCGUACAGUGACGUGAGCCCGCUAGGCGAAGAAGAUGACCGAGUGGACGCUGGUGCAAAACCUCCUGAGAAGGGGAGGCGCAAUGAGGACGAAAAUGCACAGGUCAAGUCAGAGGACAGCCAACCAUCCCGUUUGAGCUCCAAGGUGUCACCUAUACAAAGCGAAUCUACUACACCGCUCGUGGUCCACGGCACCCCAGUUGCUGGCGAUUCACCAGCGGCCAAGCCGAGCGUUGAGACGACACAGCCUGCUGCUGUUGUCGAGCCUCCGUCGGCCACAUCGCCAACAGUUCCGUUGCUAGACUCCCGCGAAAUGCCGCAUGAGCUACCUGCAAGCUCCCCAUGGAGCCCAGUCGGGGUGGUGGCUGAAAUGCCUACCGAACAUACGGCACAGGCGCGCAUUGAGUCUCAUCCCGACCCGGUGGAGAUGGGGGACAGUGCUGUUCUCGCGCCCAUAGAAACACACAUGGAUGUGGGGAUUGCUGAACUUCCUGAACAUACCACGCCCACCGACAGGAAGCCAGUUGAUACCUCCCAGCACGAUGAGCUGCAGCAGACCAGUCUGCCUGACCAUGUCUUGUACCAAGCCACGUUUGGGACGAUCGCGAGACCUAAAAACCCCUCGCCACCAAGUUUAGCGCAGCAGACGGCAGGCGCUUCGACGCCCGCUGAAGCGUCAACCCGAUCACAUGAACGGCAGAUCCAGGCUGCAGAAGAGCCACGCGCUCCACGGAAUGAAUCGCCCUUCAGGAUCACCAGGAAGCCGACAAACGCUGCGACAUCAAGUUCCAAGUAUCAACCAUACGCGCCUCCAGUGGCCGCUAGUACUGCCGAGCGCCCCCAUCUCGAGCAGAGAACAUCAAGCUCCCAAAGCCAGGAUCGCCGUGGCUCUUUGAUUCGCGAAGGAUCGCUGAUGUUAGGCCCACGCGAGCCGGCAAGGGUCCAGUCCGCAGAUGUACCAACUGUGCUCCAGCCUCCGCAGCUACCUCCGAAAGUUGAGGAGCAGCCUCGAUCACACCCCUCUCAAGCCCCUGUUGGCAGCAACACUGUGCCUCAUCACACUGCAUUUGCCGCCCGCGAGCAGACGCGAGCCCAGGAGAACGAGAGUGGAGCAUCAUCGGAAAGGGCUGCCCCAGCCUCAUUGAGCCAUGUGCCGUCCGUGUUGAAACCCGCGCGAGGCAAGAUGAUAGAGCGGAGCAGCACUGACAACCAACGAGGUCAUACGGACAACCCACCGCGUAUUGGUCAAAUCCACCAUACGACAACAAUGGACGUUGAUCCGCAACCAGCUUUGGGGCCACGGCCAUGGGUUCAGAGAGUGAGCACGGCGCCUCCUGGUCAGCAGCUGCACCCUUCAUCUAGCACAUCCCGAACAAAUGACUUCAGCAUACCAUCCCCGCCGCCUCCAAGGUCUUACGAAGCGUCACAAAGUCGCGACUGGUCCUCCGCGUCGCUGGCGUACCAACGCCAAGAGGUCUCGACACCCCAAGGAAGGCUACCGCGACAGCAAUCAUUCGCGUCCAGCGACGUCUCAUCCCUCGGACCGUCAUCCAGUCGCCAAUCAUCAAUAAGCAACUUUCAGACACAAUCCCCCCCUGAGAGCCUGCAGCGUCGGUCAUCCAAUAUAUCAGGAUUCUUCGCCGACGUGAAUUUAGGGGAGGAACGUUCCACAAAUCCUCCCUCAGCAUCACGUGUCGUGGCGACGGAGCCCUUUCCAUCCUACGCGCCCCCUGUACGGGAGCCUGUCACGCGACCUGCUUCUUUCGCUGGAUCGUCAUCUUCCCCCACCCACAUUCCUCAGGAUGCGUCCGAUGGUACCGCACCAAAACCUCCCAAGAUUCCGCUCAAGAUACCCCUGGAGCACAAGACCGAUAAGGUGAACAACGCGCUUUCUUCCCCAGCAGGAAAAACUAUCGGCAGUUCGAAUGUACAAUGGCCCGUAGGACAACAGCUACCAAACGCAAGUGCAUCUCUUCAGAGACCGCCGAAUGAUGUGCAACGCCGAGGAACAACUCGUCGCCAUUCUAUGCCACAAGAGCAGACGCCACCUCCCCAGCAGCAUCUAGAUCUCUCUUACAGUUCUCAUGGAGUUGUUGGUGAAGGCGCUCUCCCACAUCCUCUUGGCAAACCGCAAGAUCAGAAUCCGCCGUCUGCCCCUUUUCACUGGACCAUUCCUGGCUUGGGGUCUAGGUCAAACUCUCAGCCUUCCACACACGACAGUGGUAUUCGGCGAGUGGGCUCCUUUGCCCCUGAGAUGGCCUCGAUGGAGCCCACGCGGGAGCCCACGCGACCAUCUGAACGACCCCAACGACCCCUAGCGGGCACAAACGCGCAGCAGCCAUCGCGUUCGAACGCGUUGAUAUCGGUGCCAACUCCGGGGCACGCUCUUCUUCCAAUCCAGGAGCAACCUGAGAGCGAUCAGGGCCGCUCGUCUUCCCAACCCGUGAUACCUAUAUCUAGGCAACUGCCCAUUCCCCUGCCACAGCCUGGCCAAUUCGACAGAGCUGCGACGACUCUUCCGGUACUGCAACAACCUCCGCCUCAAGUUCACCCAGUCAUUACAGCAGAUCAUGGACGUCAGACCGCAACUGUACUGUCGGCUCAGAAGCCAGGGAUGCAGUCGCAAGGAACAUUGCCAAAAGUGGGAAGUCAGCAGUAUGUGAUGAUGGAACCACCCCCUCCUCUCCAGCACCAUCAAAGAUCUUACUCGAGUCCUUUAGGGGUUAUUGGGCCCGUGGUGGACAAGGAAAAGGAGAAGGAAAGGGGCGGCUGGUUCUCCAAGUUUAAGAAGGGCUCGCAAAAGUCUGCUGUUCUUCAGAAGCAGCCAUAUCCCGCUGCACAGAUGCAGCACUUUCAAGUUGUUCCCCAGCAGGUGCAGCAGCAGCCUCUGCAACCGCAACGCCACUCCGAGGAGGAAAUGUUGCCCCAGCACCACCAGAAUAUGCCAUUUAAUGCACAAUCUAUUGGACAGACUCCUCACAGCCAGAAAAACGCCGCGCAGUCACAGCCAGGUCCCGUUUGGGGCGUCGACCCGCACACGGUGGACUUGCCCGCUGCAACUCAAGUGCGAGUUCCUGACCAGCAGGGUCUCUUGGUUCGAUCAUCUUCGGACACCAUCAGAGAGUCAUCGGCUGUCCCUCCCACCACUCUAAAAACAGAGGUGGCGCAAUCACAAGCACUUGCUGCUGCUGCAUCAGAUGUGUCACGCACCUCGUCGCAUUCAUACGCCCCCUUGCUGGAUCGACAGGCGUCAGUAGCAUCGAGCUACGCGGCUUCGAUCUCGACGGUGGAUAUCGCCGAGGCCUAUGCGCAGCCCAUCAUGAAGCCGCAGCUCAUCACCGUGCAGAGAGUAACGACGGCGCCCCUGCAGCUAUCCUCGCAACAACAACCACGGGAAAAUGCUGGGCCAAGUCUGGUGUGGUCAGAGGAGUCUCAAGGGUACUUCCCGGCACAGCAAGUGCGGCAAGAGGUCUCACCGCCGCAUGUUGCCCAGCCGCCGGCUGCGGCGGGACAGUUGGCUCCCUCGCCAUAUAUCGCGUCGAACCAUCAGAACGUUGGGGCAACAGGAUCGUCUACACAACCGCCACCACCACAGAGGGGCAAUAGCAAAUGGACGAAGCGACCUGCUGCGGAUUACUCGGGCGGAGAUUGGGGGGACGAUACGUGGAAAUGA
Messenger RNA from Verticillium dahliae VdLs.17, 4074 nucleotides. RefSeq lists its product as uncharacterized. Bases 1 to 4074 code for a protein of 1357 amino acids. The record is from RefSeq and is a predicted model, not a curated record. The transcript has a single exon. NCBI's taxonomy places the organism in Eukaryota, Fungi, Ascomycota, Sordariomycetes, Glomerellales, Plectosphaerellaceae.